GGGGGAGGAGAGGACUUUCUAGAUGUUGCAUUGAUGCUAUUUAACCUCGUGAGGCAAAUUUUCUUACUGGAAUAACUUGAUUGCUCGCUGGAAGCCUCAAGGGAAAUGCGCAAAAAGAUGCAAUGCUAUUAAAACAUAAUUUUCCAGAACUCGUCGAAACAACUGCUGGCAGUCUAGAGUCCAAAGUGCUGUGGUUAAUUGAAAUGUUAAAAAAAAAAAUCACAAUGAAGCAGUAAUUCAAGAAACAGAAUCUUAUUUAGAGGACUGGGGGGAAAAAUCUCUAGGUUGGUGUGAGGAGGAGGGGACUGUCCGCCUUCCCGAAAUGAGUGUUUGGUCACUAGUAAGCCCUGGUGAGCACACUGCUUUCCAGACAUCCAGCUAGCCACGAAAAGUAAACGAAGUCUUGAGUUUCAAAAACGUUUCGAGAAAUAAGGUUAAUCUGAGCUUCUGUCAAGGUCAAUACGGACUCGUGAGAGCAGACAAAAAUUAACACUUGAAUGUUUGACUUCCGGUUUCAAUUUAUGAAGUGACUGAGAAGAAGGAGUGAGCACCUUGCCUUUGCAAACAGGACAGCAUGGAGCAGCCAUUUACUGUGAAUUCUCUGAAAAAGUUAGCUGCUAUACCUGACCAUACAGAUGUUUCUCUAAGUCCAGAGGAACGGGUCCGCGCCCUAAGCAAGCUUGGUUGUAAUAUCUCCAUUAAUGAAGACAUCACCCCACGCCGUUACUUCCGGUCCGGAGUGGAAAUGGAAAGGAUGGCAUCUGUGUAUUUGGAAGAAGGAAACCUGGAAAAUGCCUUUGUUCUUUAUAACAAAUUUAUAACAUUAUUUGUAGAGAAACUUCCCAGCCAUCGAGAUUAUCAGCAGUGUGCGGUUCCAGAGAAGCAGGAUAUCAUGAAGAAACUGAAGGAGAUUGCAUUCCCAAGGACAGAUGAACUGAAAACGGACCUGCUAAGGAAAUACAACAUAGAAUACCAAGAGUACUUGCAAAGUAAAAACAAAUAUAAAGCCGAAAUUCUCAAAAAGUUGGAACAUCAAAGACUGAUAGAGGCCGAGCGCCAGCGGAUAGCCCAGAUGCGCCAGCAGCAACUAGAGUCGGAACAGUUUCUGUUUUUUGAAGAUCAACUCAAGAAGCAGGAGUUGGCUCGGGGCCAGACUCGAGGUCAGGACUCCUCGAUGCUGUCUGAGCAGACUGACGGAAGUGGGCUGUCCUGCUUUUCCACCCAACAGAACAACUCUCUGAGGAACGUAUUUGCAGAUCAUCCUCAUAAAAGUGAUGGAAGCGAUUUCGCUAACUACUCUCCUCCGGUGAACAGGGCCCUAAAGCCAGCGGCCACCCUGAGUGCUGUUCAAAAUUUAGUGGUUGAAGGAUUGAGGUGCGUAGUUCUAUCAAGAGAUCUUUGUCAUAAAUUUCUGCUGCUGGCUGACUCUAACACAGUGAGAGGAAUAGAAACCUGUGGGAUCCUCUGUGGAAAACUGACGCACAAUGAAUUCACCAUUACCCAUGUGGUUGUACCAAAGCAGUCUGCUGGUCCAGACUAUUGCGAUGUGGAGAACGUAGAAGAAUUAUUCAGUGUUCAGGAUCAACAUGGUCUCCUCACACUGGGAUGGAUUCAUACACACCCCACGCAAACGGCAUUUCUGUCUAGUGUGGACCUGCACACUCACUGCUCCUAUCAGCUUAUGUUGCCGGAGGCCAUUGCUAUCGUGUGUUCCCCAAAGCAUAAAGACACCGGCAUUUUCAGGCUCACCAACGCUGGCAUGCUUGAGGUUUCUACUUGUAAAAAGAAGGGCUUCCACCCUCACACCAAGGACCCCAAGCUGUUCAGUAUAUGCAGCCAUGUGUUAGUAAAAGACAUAAAAACAACUGUGUUGGAUCUGAGGUGACAUGCUCUAAAUACAAGACCAUCUGUACCAGACACCUGCCAUGAAUGCGUGUGGCUGCCGAAUUUCUUAUGAUGUUUUCUGAAGUGACUGAUAUUUUAUAUUUAUAUAUUUUAGACCAAAACUUUGAUAUUUAUUGUCCUUGCACAUUUUGAAGUUUCCUUUUUUGGGUUGCUGUGUCUCAAAAGAGGCCCCAUCGUGUUCAGUCUAUACCUCUUAGUAUACCCAAAUGAUGCCAUCCGAAAUAAAUUGUGCUGCAAAUAACAAGA
Messenger RNA from Mastomys coucha (southern multimammate mouse), 2151 nucleotides. RefSeq names its product STAM binding protein like 1 (gene Stambpl1). Gene Ontology annotation, cellular component: endosome; membrane. The coding region runs from base 575 to 1885 and encodes 436 amino acids. Gene Ontology annotation, molecular function: metal-dependent deubiquitinase activity; K63-linked deubiquitinase activity; protein binding. Lineage: Eukaryota; Metazoa; Chordata; Mammalia; Rodentia; Muridae. Gene Ontology annotation, biological process: protein K63-linked deubiquitination. The transcript has 11 exons. The record is from RefSeq and is a predicted model, not a curated record.